AUGCUGACUCGAGCAGUGGUCCCUUCCAUGGUACCUCGUUUCGACGCCACCAUCACCUCCUCCGCCUCCCGCCAAUGUGAACUUCCCAGAGCCUUCUUCGGCCAUCAGCUCACCUUCGCCCCCACUUCCGCCGCGUCUCACGCGCAACCGUCGAAGCUCCCACGAACCUUCCCCUGCGUUCGCAGCAGCGUGAAUGGAAACGAGCCCGCGGCGCGGCCGUCCCGUCCCGAGUACAUCCCGAACCGCAUCGACGACCCUAACUACGUCCGCAUCUUCGACACCACGCUGCGCGACGGCGAGCAGUCACCCGGCGCGACGCUCACCAGCAAGGAGAAGCUCGACAUCGCGCGCCAGCUGGCGCGGCUCGGCGUCGACAUUAUCGAGGCUGGCUUCCCCAUCGCGUCGCCCGAUGAUCUCGAGGCGGUGCGGACGAUCGCCAAGGAGGUGGGGAAUAACAUCGACCCGGUGACGGGGUACGUGCCCGUGAUUUGCGGGCUGGCGCGCUGCAACAAGGCGGACAUCGACGCGUCGUGGGAGGCAGUGCGGCACGCGGCGCGGCCGCGCAUCCACACGUUCAUCGCGACGAGCGCGAUCCACAUGGAGUACAAGCUGCGGAAGUCGCCCGACGAGGUGGUCGAGAUCGCGCGCAGCAUGGUGGCGUAUGCGAAGAGCCUGGGGUGUAACGACAUCGAGUUCAGCCCGGAAGACGCUGGCAGGUCCGACCCCGAGUUCCUGUACCGCAUUCUGGGCGAGGUGAUCAAGGCGGGCGCGACCACUCUCAAUAUCCCGGACACGGUGGGGUACACCAUGCCCUCGGAGUUCGGCGAGCUCAUCGCUAAGAUCCGCCAGAACACCGAGGGCGCUGAGAACGUGAUCAUUUCGACCCACUGCCAGAAUGAUCUGGGGCUGGCAACGGCUAACACUCUCGCGGGUGCCAAGGCAGGAGCGCGGCAGCUGGAGGUCACCAUCAAUGGGAUUGGCGAGCGGGCGGGCAACGCGUCGCUGGAAGAGGUGGUGAUGGCAAUCCGGUGUCGCGGGCAGGAGCAGUUCGGAGGGCUGUACACGGGCAUCAACCCCAAGCACAUCGCACUUUCCAGCCGCAUGGUGACGGAGUACACGGGCAUGCUGGUGCAGCCACACAAGGCCAUCGUGGGCGCCAACGCCUUCGCGCAUGAGAGCGGCAUUCACCAGGACGGCAUGCUCAAGUACAAGGGCACGUACGAGAUCAUGGCGCCAGAGGACGUGGGCAUCGUGCGCAGCGACGCCGCAGGCAUUGUGCUGGGCAAGCACAGCGGCCGCCACGCCCUCAAGACGCGCCUGCAGCAGAUGGGGUACGACUUUGACAGCGCGGAGUUGGAUGAGGUGUUCAAGCGGUUCAAAGCGGUGGCGGACAAGAAGAAGAUUGUCACGGAUGGGGACGUGGAGGCGCUUGUGUCUGACUCGGUGUUCCAGCCCAAGACCAUCUGGGAGCUCGCUGACCUGCAGGUGGUGUGUGGAACCAUGGGGCUGCCCACAGCGACAGUGAAGCUGGUGGGGCCUGACGGGGUGGAGCAGAUCCAGGCGGCCAUGGGCACGGGGCCUGUGGAUGCCGUUUACAAGGCCAUCAACAAUAUCGUUGAUCUGAACGUGGAGCUCACAGAGUACUCGCUCAACUCAGUCACAGAGGGCAUUGACGCCCUGGCCUGCACGCGCGUUGCCAUCCGCUCCACGGGGGAUGCGCACAUGGCCACGCACUCGCAGCACGGCAGCAUCGAGAGGACCUUCAGUGGCAGCGGUGCUGACGAGGACAUUGUGGUGUCAUCCGCGCGCGCUUACAUAAGCGCCGUGAACAAGAUGCUGGGCUUUGGCGACUCUGCAGCAUCAAUUGCCAGCCGGCACCACGUCAACGUAGCGUGA
This is a messenger RNA of Closterium sp. NIES-65, 1896 nucleotides long. Lineage: Eukaryota; Viridiplantae; Streptophyta; Zygnematophyceae; Desmidiales; Closteriaceae. The record is from the annotation of a GenBank genome assembly.